Oldenlandia corymbosa var. corymbosa is the source of this 2510-nucleotide messenger RNA. The record is from the annotation of a GenBank genome assembly. Lineage: Eukaryota; Viridiplantae; Streptophyta; Magnoliopsida; Gentianales; Rubiaceae.
GUUAGCAUAACCCAAAAAGAUUACAAAGCAAAAGAGAGGGUUUUUCCAUUUCAAAACCCCGCCACCCGCCACACUCAGACACUCUCACUACAUCAUCAUUGCCAUUCUUUCCAAAAAGUGUCAAUUUUCUUUUUCCCCUCAAGGAAAAAUCUUUGAGUUAAAUCCAGCUUCAAUUUCCAGAUCCCACAAAAACCCUAAAAUUUUUUUUUUUUCUGGGAUUUCCCUUUUGAAGAAGUAGAAGUAACGGCAAGAUGCCGAGGGAAAUUAUCACGCUUCAAGUAGGUCAAUGUGGGAACCAGAUCGGUAUGGAGUUCUGGAAACAACUCUGUCUCGAGCAUGGGAUUAGCAAAGAUGGCAUUCUUGAGGACUUUGCUACCCAGGGAGGUGACAGAAAAGAUGUGUUUUUCUAUCAAGCUGAUGAUCAACACUAUAUCCCACGAGCAUUGCUUAUGGAUUUGGAGCCCAGGGUGAUUAAUGGUAUUCAAAAUGGUGAAUACAGGAAUCUAUACAAUCAUGAGAAUAUUUUUAUAGCUAAUCACGGAGGAGGUGCUGGUAAUAACUGGGCAAGCGGAUAUCAUCAGGGUAAGCAAUAUGAGGAGGAUCUGAUGGACAUGAUUGAUAGAGAAGCUGAUGGAAGUGAUAGCCUUGAGGGCUUUGUUCUGUGCCAUUCAAUUGCUGGAGGAACAGGCUCAGGUAUGGGUUCAUAUCUGUUGGAAACUCUGAAUGAUCGCUACAGCAAAAAACUUGUUCAGACAUAUAGUGUAUUUCCUAACCAGAACGAGACAAGUGAUGUGGUCGUGCAGCCUUACAACUCCCUUUUGACACUCAAACGGCUUACGCUGAAUGCUGACUGCGUUGUUGUUCUUGAUAAUACUGCACUUAAUAGAAUUGCUGUAGAACGACUACAUAUCACCACUCCAACAUUUGCGCAAACAAACUCUUUAGUUUCUACUGUGAUGUCGGCUAGUACAACAACAUUGCGUUAUCCAGGAUACAUGAACAAUGACUUAGUUGGCCUUCUUGCUUCUCUGAUUCCCACUCCAAGAUGCCAUUUCCUAAUGACAGGAUACACCCCACUCACUGUUGAGCGACAGGCAAAUGUGAUCCGUAAAACAACUGUAUUAGAUGUGAUGAGAAGGCUUCUCCAGACGAAGAAUAUUAUGGUUUCCUCUUGUGCUCGAACUAAAGAGGCCAGUCAGGCAAAAUACAUAUCUAUUCUAAACAUUAUUCAGGGAGAAGUUGAUCCUACGCAGGUUCAUGAGAGCUUGCAAAGAAUUCGGGAAAGAAAAUUAGUGAACUUUAUUGAAUGGGGGCCUGCAAGCAUCCAGGUUGCCCUCUCAAGAAAGUCUCCUUACGUUCAGACUGCUCACAGGGUCAGUGGUUUGAUGUUAGCCAGUCAUACUAGCAUCCGACACUUAUUCAGCAAGUGCUUGAGCCAGUAUGAGAAGUUGAGGAAGAGACAAGCCUUUCUUGACAACUACAGAAACCACCCAAUGUUUGCUGACAAUGAUCUCUCCGAAUUUGAUGAAUCUAGAGAUAUCAUUGAGAGUCUUGUUGAUGAGUACAAGGCUUGUGAAUCCCCAGAUUACAUUAAGUGGGGCAUGGAGGUACCUAGCAAGUUGCUGGUUUUAACAUUUCUUCAAUUUGCUUCUUUCCUUACCAAUUGUGUACGCGCUUUUCUAGGAUCCGGACCAUGUUCUUACUGGGGAUGGAAGUGCUACAGGGAUGGUGGACCCAAAAUUAGCAGUUUAAAAAAAAGGUGGUUGCAGUUGAUGCCAAGCAAAGUGAAAAAGGCGUGUAGAAACAGAUGUCGUUUGAACUUGAGUUUGCGGACGCUAGGUGUUGCGUUUGUUCAAUCAUCUGGAGAGAUGGAUUGUAAGAGUGCAGAGACAGUGUCAGAAUUGCAGUAGGGUUGUGUAUAUUUGUCAAUCUAGUCUUGUAUUUUGUAUAUUGUUCCAAUUUAAGAUGUUCAGUGUGAAAAGAAAGAUUGUACUGGCAUUAGCAACUUUUUCUCCAGUCUUUCACCAAAAAAAAAAAAACUUUUUCUCCAGUCAGAAUGAAAUACAACUAUUUGUUGUUAGUUUCUGCCCGAGAAAUCCUUAUUAGUGAACAAUGCAAGGGGAGGGGUAAAGGAGCUAAUUGAAUUAUACAUUGGCUUCACGAAAGCAUUCAAAUUAUGAUUUCCUGUCUUUCUUUUUUUUUCCCCCCUACCCCUUCCAAGUUCCAUCCCAUAUCAAUGUGGAUGAAGAGGAGAAUUUACUCAUUGAUACAGGUCGAGGGAAGUCUUUUAUUUAUUUUUUUAAUUUUAAAUUUCUGAAUGAUGAUUGUCAAGAAACAUUUGAAGAGGGUUGAAAAAACCGAUUCUUUAGACGAUUGUAUAGCUGACACUAUCAUAAAAGUUUUCUUAUAAUAUUGCCCUAAGAAAAGAGAAAGAACAAGGCAAGUGCUUGACAUUGUAUAAUAGAACUUAACAUUAUUAGUCUUCUUUUUGUCUUAAAAUUAUUGUCCAA